AUGGGACAGAUAAUGUCGACGAAAGUUGUGAGGCAGCUCGAGUAUUACUUCGGUAACAUCAAUCUUCCAAAAGAUAAAUUUCUCCAGGAUACGAUGAAGAAUGAUGAAGGAUGGGUUCCUAUCAAAACCCUUCUCACCUUUAAUCGUUUGGCAGCCAUAACUACUGACGUGGAUGUCAUAUCAAAAGCCGUCAAGGAGUCUAAUUCGGAAGUAAUCAGCGUGUCAGACGACGGCCUUAAAAUACGACGCAACAUUGGAAAUCCUCUUCCUGAAAAUUCUUUGGAAUACUGGCAGAAGAUUAAGCAUUGCACAGUUUAUAUGGUGAGUAUUCUUUCUUUGUUGAUUUUGCAUAGUUUUCUUACGAGGGCAAAGCGUGGCAUUCCACAGCUCAUCUUUUUCAAGAGCGAUUUUGGUGGCUAG
Messenger RNA from Cooperia oncophora, 420 nucleotides. Lineage: Eukaryota; Metazoa; Nematoda; Chromadorea; Rhabditida; Trichostrongylidae. The record is from the annotation of a GenBank genome assembly.